CAGGAAAACGUUUUGGUUGGCCAUCUUCUCUUGUCGCCACAUGGACUUUGUAAACACCAGCCUUUCAGUGCCUUUCUGAGCGCCUCUAACAUUGAUGCCUUUUAGUUGUUAUUGACUGGUUUUGGCAUUUAUCUGUAGCUGCGGGUGGAUAAUGGAGUCUCUGCGGCUGCUGUCAGCGGCUCCAUCGGACCGCGGCUCUCAGAGAUGCAGGCUGGGUCCGGGCUUGAUGUCGGCGCUGGGUCUGUCUCUGGGCUCCCCUCUGCUGGUGUCUGUUCCCGGGGGAAGCUGCCUGUGCACCGCCUGGCCUCGAGCUGACCUGGCGGAGGGCUUCCUGCAAAUGGACCCGAAAUGCUGCUCUCUCAGUCUGAUCUCUCAGCUCCCUGCACACCUGAACCUGGAGCCCGGACAGCUCACACCUGUGUCCUGCCCCAAACUGAAAGGUGUCAGAAUAACUGUGGUGGUCCAGAGUGUUGAGUUUAAGAAACACACACCUCCUCGCCUUGUUCAUGAGCUUGUGAAAGACAUGCUGAGAGGUGUAUAUGUCCACCAGGGCUUUGUGAUAAACCUGGAGGAUUUUGACACAGAUAUUAGAUAUGUUGUUAUUGAAAGCAUCAAUCCAGACUCUGACACUAUUGGAUAUAUCACCUCAAAAACUGGUGUGGAGAUAUCUGGCAUCCAGACAGUCCGGCACUACAGGAGUCAGCUUCAGGACCAGAACACAGUAGCGCUGGGUGGACUGGACGAGGUGAGUGCAUCCCUGAGAGAGAUGCUACAGCUGCCCCUGCUCUAUCCAAACACCCUGAGCGCUCUGGGUGUGUCCUGUCCCAGAGGAGUGCUCCUGGUGGGGCCUCCAGGUGUUGGCAAGACCCUGCUGGUGCGCAGAGUGGUGGGGGAGGUGGGAGCCAGCCUGGUGGUGGUCAGAGGGCCAGAGGUGGUGGGAUCACGGCCGGGUGAGAGUGAGGAGAAGCUGAGGAUGGUGUUCGAACGGGCUCGGUCUGCAGCAGAAGAAGGUCCCUGUGUGCUGUUCUUAGAUGAGCUGGACUCUCUGUGUCCGAGGAGAACCGGCUCGUCUGCACCGGAGAAUCGCCUGGUUGCUCAGCUUCUCACGCUGAUGGAUGGGAUGAAUCAGUCCGAUCGCUUUCUCAUCGUCGGAGCCACAAACCGGCCGGACAGCUUAGACCCGGCGCUGCGCAGGCCUGGAAGAUUUGACAGAGAGGUCAUUAUCGGUGCUCCCACCUUGCAGCAGAGGAAGGCCAUCUUAUCUGUGCUGUGUGAGAGGAUGCCUGUGUGUCCCAGUGUCAACUUGGCGGAGCUUGCACAAAGAACUACAGGAUAUGUUGGAGCAGACCUCAGUGCUCUCUGCAGGGAGGCUGCCAUGCUCGCUAUACGGGAAAACUCCAAGGAUUCAGGAGAGCAGGCGAUGGGUAUGAAGCACUUCCUGGAGGCCUUGAAGUCAGUGCGUCCCUCCUGCCUGAGGAGCAGCCUGGGCAGGACGGAGCUCUCUCCAGUGACAUGGGAGCAGAUAGGAGGCCUGGACGAGGUCAAGCUCAAACUCAGACAGAGUAUCGAGUGGCCCAUGAGAUACCCUGAGGCGUUUGUUCGUCUCGGUCUGAGCCGGCCUCGUGGUGUGCUGCUCUACGGACCUCCAGGCUGCGCCAAGACGACGCUUGUUAAAGCUGCAGCCGCCUCCUCCCACUGCGCCUUCCUGUCUGUCAGCGGUGCCGAGCUCUACUCUCCUUAUGUGGGAGACUCGGAGAAAGCUUUGGCACAGCUGUUUCGCCAGGCUCGGGCCUGCACUCCCUGUAUUCUGUUCCUUGAUGAAAUUGACUCUCUGAUCGGCUCACGGUCAAACAGUCAGACCCCCAACAGCGUACAGACGCGCCUCCUGUCUGUCCUCCUGAAUGAGAUGGAUGGGGUUGGCCUGAAGACGCUGGAGAGGAGGGGGACGGAAAAGAUCCUCCAGGCUGAAGGAGCGGAGGAGAGUCACCCACAGGAGGAGUUGGACUGCCAGGAAGUGUGCAACAAAGAUGUGAUGGUUGUAGCCGCCACAAACAGACCCGACUGCUUAGAUAGCGCCCUCCUCAGACCUGGCAGGCUAGACCACAUCAUUUAUGUCCCGCCACCUGAGCAGCAGGCUCGUCUUGCCAUCCUGAAGGUGUGUACAAAGUUGAUGCCUGUUAGCUCUGAUGUGUGUCUGGAGGAGCUGGCGACAAACACUGAGCUUUACUCUGGAGCUGACCUGGAAAAUCUGUGUAAAGAGGCUGCUCUUUUGGCACUGUUAGACAAAAACAUGGAGGCUUCAACCAUCGAACACACACAUUUCCUGCGGUCCCUAAAUAAAAUGAGCCCAUCUCUCACUGCUCAGCAGAUCAACACAUAUCAAACAGCUCCCAGAUGACAACCAAACCUAUGAUUAUGCAUUGAUAAUCUGUAUUAGAAUUCAAAUACUUGUUUGAAAUAAAACCAGUAAAACUUGA
This is a messenger RNA of Stegastes partitus (bicolor damselfish), 2477 nucleotides long. RefSeq names its product AFG2 AAA ATPase homolog B (gene afg2b). Gene Ontology annotation, cellular component: cytosol; VCP-NPL4-UFD1 AAA ATPase complex; nucleus. NCBI's taxonomy places the organism in Eukaryota, Metazoa, Chordata, Actinopteri, Pomacentridae. The transcript has 11 exons. Bases 152 to 2398 code for a protein of 748 amino acids. Gene Ontology annotation, molecular function: ATP binding; polyubiquitin modification-dependent protein binding; ATP hydrolysis activity. The record is from RefSeq and is a predicted model, not a curated record. Gene Ontology annotation, biological process: retrograde protein transport, ER to cytosol; autophagosome maturation; mitotic spindle disassembly.